AUGGGCCUACAAGAAAAAGAAUCUAAUGAAGGGGUUAAGCAAACCUUGAUAGAAAACAAAGAUUUAGAUGCAAGUCAACCUCAGAUAAAAAAUCAAGGAGAAAGUCAGUCAUUAACAUCUAUAAAACCAGAAAUGUCCAGAAAUUCCAUUAGCAGCAUUAAAAAUAGUAAUCCACCACAGACUAAAUCUAUAAUGAAUGCUAGUGGUACUUCUGGUGCUGUUGUAAGUAAUACGCCUGAACCAGGUUUAAAAAGAAUACCUACAGUUACAUUUAGUGAACCAAAGUCGGGUAUUGCUUUGAAAAUUUCUACUUCAUCUCAAACAAACCUUUCUAAAAUACUAUCACCUUCGCAGCAGUCUAUUACACCCCCUACAAAUAAAAAUAUAUCUACUACAAUUUCACAGCAGCAGCAACAACAACAAAAAUUAAUCAUAACAUCUAUAGAUCCGUUACAGAAAGAAAAUUUUACAUCAGAAAGUAUAAAUAGUCAAGUGACUCCUAAUUCCAGUACUAAAGACUCUGUACAUAAUGAAACAACUCUUCAUUCAGAAAGUUCACAGAUUUCAAAUUCAACUAUUAAAUUAUCUAUAAAUGAAAUUUUAAAGGAAACAAACGAUAGUAAAAACCCUAAGAUUCAAGAUGAACAUUUACAUUUCCUCGUUGAUGAUUCUUUGCAUACACCAGCCUCUUUAAAAUCGCCUGGAAGUAGUAAUAGCAACAGUCCAAGAAAUUCUAUAUCUAACAGCACAAAACCUUUGGAAUCUGUAUUAGAAGAAGAAGAUUCCUUCUCUUAUAAUAUCAAGAGUAAAGAUGAUGAAAAUAAAGACGCAUCUAUUAAUAAACCAUUAGUAACCUCACAAAAUAACCAGUCAGUGGAUGUAAAUAAUGGAGCUACGGUCCUUGUUAAAAAUGAUGGAAAUCCAAUAAUUAAUGCUAGUAAUUUAAGUGAAAAUGAUCUUGCAACAAGACAAAGGUCACCAUCCUUCGUAGAACCCAAACAAUUUAUUGCACCGAACAUACCAAAAAGAGACAGUGGUAAGAAUAUUGAUCCGCGACUACCACAAGAUGAUGGUAAAUUACAUGUUUUAUUUGGUGGUACAGGUUCUUUGUCAAUAUUCAAGAUCAAACCCAUGAUAAAGAAAUUAGAAGAAAUAUAUGGUCGGGAUAGGAUUUCAAUUCAAGUUGUAUUAACUGAAUCUGCAUCAAGUUUUUUAACUAAACGAUACAUGAAAAAAAUCAAUAGUAGAACUCCACAAACAAGUAUUAACACUAAUACUUCCACACCAAAGACACCUACUGUGGGUGAUGAACUUUCUACUCCAACUAAUAGUUUUGUUCAAAAGAUAGGUUCAGAUGUAUCAUUAAUUACAAAUUUAGUCACAUCAGCACAACAAAGGAUUGCUAGUACGACAAGUAUUUCUCGUGGUGACGGUAGUACAAACAUGACAGAAAUGGUGGGCACCUCUAAUGUUGAUACUGGUGCCACCACGAGUAUCUCUAGUACGUUUACUUCUGCUACUGUGGCUUCUUCUACUAAUUCAGCUUCUACCACCACUGCUAUACCUAGCGUGACAAACAAUACAAGUGGAACUAACAGUCCUGUUGUAUCUACACAAGCACAACCACAAUUGAAUAGUAUUUCUCCUCAAUUUGAAUUGCCACCACAUAUACAAGUCUGGAGAGAUCAAGAUGAAUGGGAUGCAUGGAAACAAAGAACUGAUCCAGUAUUACAUAUUGAAUUACGUCGUUGGGCUGAUAUUCUUGUAGUUGCACCAUUAACAGCCAACACGUUAUCGAAGAUUGCAUUAGGCCUAUGUGAUAAUUUACUGACUAGUAUAAUAAGGGCCUGGAAUCCAAUGUUUCCGAUUUUCUUGGCACCAUCUAUGGUUAGUUCUACGUUUAAUUCAGUGAUGACCAAGAAACAGUUGAAUAUUAUUAAGGAUGAGAUGCCAUGGAUUACUGUAUUUAAACCAAGUGAGAAAGUUAUGAGUAUUAAUGGUGAUAUUGGGCUUGGUGGCAUGAUGGAUCCAAACGAGAUUGUGGAUAAGAUUGUUAUGAAACUUGGUGGUUAUCCUAAAGAAGAUGAAAAUGAAGAAGAUGAAAAUGAAGAAGAUGAGGAUGAAGAGGAUGAAGAUGAAGAAGAUGACAUAGAAGAAGAGGAUGAUGAUGUUAAUAAUGACAAAAAGGCAGCAGAUGAUGACGAUGAUGAUGACGAUGAUGAUGACGAUGAUGAUGACGAUGACGAUGACGAUGACGAUGACGAUGACGAUGAUGACGAUGACGAUGGUGGUGAUAAAAACGAACAAGAAAUCCAAGAAAGCACCAGUAAUAAUAAUAAUAAUAAUAAUAAAUGUUAUGUUUCUAUGGGUUCUACAAAUGAAAAUCAAGCUAGUAGGAUGUUGUAA
Molecule: messenger RNA, 2406 nt
Organism: Arxiozyma heterogenica
Lineage: Eukaryota; Fungi; Ascomycota; Saccharomycetes; Saccharomycetales; Saccharomycetaceae
Gene: VHS3
Product: phosphopantothenoylcysteine decarboxylase complex subunit VHS3
Exons: 1
Coding region: 1-2406 (801 amino acids)
Biological process (GO): coenzyme A biosynthetic process
Cellular component (GO): phosphopantothenoylcysteine decarboxylase complex
Molecular function (GO): FMN binding; phosphopantothenoylcysteine decarboxylase activity
Source: RefSeq, a predicted model, not a curated record